Molecule: messenger RNA, 1014 nt
Organism: Harpegnathos saltator (Jerdon's jumping ant)
Lineage: Eukaryota; Metazoa; Arthropoda; Insecta; Hymenoptera; Formicidae
Product: death-associated inhibitor of apoptosis 1
Exons: 3
Coding region: 1-1014 (337 amino acids)
Source: RefSeq, a predicted model, not a curated record
AUGGCGUCAAUGAUACCGCGUCGUCGUUUCGUCACAGAGAACGACAACGACGCUUGCUGUCACAACAACGAAGAGGACGAAAUAAGGCCGUUGCCGACGACGAUACAAGGCAGUGUGGAGCGAGAAUUUGCAUCGAGCUUACAGUUAGAGCAGCCUAUAUAUAUGCAAUUCGAUUCUUUCGAACAACGAUUGACCACUUUUGAUCAGUGGUUGCGCAACGCAUUGCCGUCGCGACGGCAUCAUCGAGAUUUAGCGUGGGUCGGUUUCUUUUACACCGGUAUCUUCGAUUUAAUGAUGUGCUACAGUUGCGGAAUCGUAUUGAAAAAUUGGUAUAGCAGUAACGAGAGAGAUGUGACCAUAACAGAUGACACAUUUGAUCCGUGGCGGGAACAUUUGUACUGGAGUCGAGAAUGUUCCUGGGCCAAAGUUGUAUGCCGUGCUCAUUUUCUCAACGAGGAUACCGCUGAGCCCGAAUCAGAGAAAGCUGCUUCUCUAAUUCCGGCACCGAGAAGACCGAUCAGGUUCGAUCGUGGUGAUGAUAGUGGUGAUGGUGUCAAUGGCAUUCUUGGCAUGGAGGAGAACAAAUGUACCAGCGUGGGCGAGACCGCUCAAAAGCGUUCCAGCGUCGACGAGAACGAAUGCGGUCUCAAUUUGCGGCGAUUUACUGCUUACGAUAAUCAGCGACGACGAGGCGACUUCGAUGAGCGCAUAGCCGAUCGAAUGUUAAUGGGUUACAUACCGGUGGCUACUCGUUCAAUUGACACAAAUGACACGGUUGGCGUUAUAACUCUUUCGGACCGUUUGAAUGAUCUACGCCUAGCCACGCAGCGCGACAUAAAAGAAAACUCAGAGUGUAAACACGAGUGUAUCAUAUGUUACGAAUAUGAACGGAACGUUUUGUUUUUACCUUGCCAACAUACAUUAUCGUGUACGUACUGUAGCGAAAAUCUGACUGAAUGUCCUGUUUCAAUGAAUUCGUCGAAGAGUUCGAGCAGUGACAGCGAUUGGGACUAG